GCCGCCCGGCCCGGCCGAGCCGGCGCCUCCCGCCCCUCGCCCCGCCCCGGCCGCGGCCCGACCCAGCGGCAGGAAGAUGGCGGCGCUCAUCCCCCUCAGCCAGCAGUUUUCUACUGGGAACCCAAUAUAUGAAACCUACUACAAACAGGUAGAUCCAACAUACACGGGGAGAGUUGGGGCAAGUGAAGCUGCUCUGUUCCUUAAAAAAUCCGGUCUCUCUGAUAUCAUCCUUGGAAAAAUAUGGGAUUUGGCUGACCCAGAGGGGAAAGGAUACUUAGAUAAACAGGGUUUCUACGUCGCGUUGCGCCUCGUGGCCUGCGCCCAGAACGGCCACGACGUCAACAUGAGCAGCCUCAGCCUGACGGUGCCACCCCCCAAAUUUCAUGACAGUAGCAGCCCUUUGCUGAUCACACCACCUUCAUCAGACACUCACUGGGCUGUCAGGGUGGAAGAAAAAGCAAAGUUUGAUGGUAUUUUUGAAAGCCUUUUGCCAGUAAAUGGUUUACUUUCAGGAGACAAAGUAAAACCAGUACUGAUGAAUUCAAAGCUACCUCUCGAUAUCCUCGGCAGGGUGUGGGAUCUCAGUGACAUUGAUAAAGAUGGUCACCUGGACAAGGAUGAAUUUGCUGUGGCAAUGCAUUUGGUUUAUAGAGCUCUUGAGAAAGAGUCAGUCCCUUCACAAUUGCCCCCUUCUCUCAUACCACCUUCCAAAAGAAAGAAGAUGCCGGCGUUCCCCGGAGCCGUCCCCGUUCUCCCUGCCAGCCCCCCACCCAAAGACAGCCUGCGUUCCACGCCCUCCCACGGCAGCGUCAACAGCCUGAACAGCACAGGCAGUUUAUCUCCCAAGCACAGCAUCAAACAACCACAGCCAGCUGUGAACUGGGUGGUGCCACUGGCUGAGAAAGUGAGAUACGAUGAGAUUUUCCUAAAAACAGACACGGACAUGGACGGCUUUGUGAGUGGCCAAGAAGUGAAGGACAUUUUUAUGCACUCAGGUCUGUCUCAGAAUCUCCUAGCACAUAUAUGGGCUUUGGCAGACACGAGGCAGAUGGGGAAGCUCAGCAAAGAUCAGUUUGCACUUGCCAUGUAUCUCAUCCAACAGAAGGUCAGCAAAGGGAUUGAUCCUCCCCAAGUGUUAACCCCAGAUAUGAUCCCCCCCACGGAGAGGAACACUCCCCUCCAGACCCUGGCAGGUUACUUGACCCCUGUAGGAGCUGAGAUCUCUGCCCUGCCAGAAAUGCGCCGUGACAGUGCAAGUUCUGUGGGAUCAGGAGAAUUCACAGGAGUGAAAGAGCUGGAUGAUAUCAGUCAGGAAAUUGCUCAGCUGCAGAGAGAAAAAUACUCCCUAGAGCAGGACAUCAGGGAAAAGGAAGAAUCAAUCAGACAGAAAACUAACGAAGUUCAGGAGCUGCAGAAUGACCUGGACAGGGAGACGAGCAGCUUGCAGGAGCUGGAGGCUCAGAAACAGGACGCCCAGGACAGGCUGGAUGAGAUGGACCAGCAGAAAGCCAAACUCAAGGACAUGCUCAGUGAUGUCAGGCAGAAAUGCCAGGAGGAAACACAGGUGAUUUCAUCACUAAAAAUGCAGAUUCAAUCUCAGGAAUCAGAUUUAAAAUUACAGGAAGAUGACCUUAACAGAGCAAAAGCAGAGCUGAACCGCCUGCAGCAGGAAGAGACUCAGCUAGAGCAGAGUAUCCAGGCUGGAAAAGUACAGCUUGAAACAAUAAUCAAAUCUUUAAAAUCAACCCAGGAAGAGAUAAACCAGGCAAGGAAUAAACUGUCCCAGCUGCAGGAGAACCAGCAGGAGGUCACCAAGAGCAUCGAGGAGUACAAUGAAGCCCUCAAUGGCAUCCAUGGGGGCAGCCUGACCAACUUAGCAGACAUGAGUGAAGGCCUUGGGCACUCAGAAAGGAGCAAUUAUGGAACUCUGGAUGAUCCAUUUAAGAACAAAGCCUUGAUGUUCACCAACAACACCCAAGAAUUGCACACAGACCCAUUCCAGUCAGAAGAUCCUUUCAAAUCUGAUCCAUUUAAGGGAGCAGACCCUUUCAAAGGCAGUGACCCAUUCCAGCACGAUCCUUUUGCAGAACAGCCCCCUGCUCCAGCAGAUCCCUUUGGAGGUGAUCCCUUUAAGGAAAGUGACCCAUUUCGGAGUUCUGCCCACGAGGAUUUCUUCAAGAAACCAGUGAAGAGCGACCCAUUUACCUCAGAUCCAUUCACAAAACCCCCUGCUUUACCCUCAAAGCCUGACCCUUUUGAAAGCACUGAUCCUUUUACGUCUUCCAGCAUCUCUUCAAAAGGUCCAGAUCCCUUUGGAACGCUGGAUCCAUUUGGAAGUGGUGCUUUCAGCAGUGGGGAGGGAUUUGCAGACUUCAGUCAGAUGUCAAAGUCAGCAGCUCCUGACCCCUUUGCCUCCUCUUUUGGAGGGGGGGGAUUUUCAGAUGACCCUUUCAAAAGCAAAGCAGACACCCCAGCGUUGCCACCCAAGAAAAACGUCCCUCCACGGCCCAAGCCACCCAGUGGUAAAAGCACUCCUGUCAGCCACCUUGGGCCUGCAGAUUUCCCCAAGCCCCACGAUCCAUUCCAGCCGUUCGGGGCUGACACCACUGACCCCUUUCAAAGUAAAAAGGGCUUUGGGGACCCAUUUAGUGGAAAAGAUCCAUUUGCUCCCUCCUCUUCGAGUAAAACUCCUAAAGACUCUUCCUUGGGGUUUGCAGACUUCAGCUCUGUAAGUUAAGUUCCUUGUCUCAGCAAACCACUUUCCUGCUCUGCUUGCAGCCAAAUCUGUUGGUUUUUUUUGUUGUUUUUGUUUUGUUUUGUUUUGUUUCACCUGCAAACCUCCUGUUCCCCUGGCUUCUG
Empidonax traillii (willow flycatcher) is the source of this 2859-nucleotide messenger RNA. It is a transcript of the gene EPS15L1, whose product is annotated as epidermal growth factor receptor pathway substrate 15 like 1. Gene Ontology annotation, cellular component: clathrin coat of coated pit; plasma membrane; cytoplasm. Bases 77 to 2737 code for a protein of 886 amino acids. The record is from RefSeq and is a predicted model, not a curated record. NCBI's taxonomy places the organism in Eukaryota, Metazoa, Chordata, Aves, Passeriformes, Tyrannidae. The transcript has 24 exons. Gene Ontology annotation, biological process: endocytosis; endosomal transport. Gene Ontology annotation, molecular function: calcium ion binding; cadherin binding.